Molecule: messenger RNA, 983 nt
Organism: Artibeus jamaicensis (Jamaican fruit-eating bat)
Lineage: Eukaryota; Metazoa; Chordata; Mammalia; Chiroptera; Phyllostomidae
Gene: TEX12
Product: testis expressed 12
Exons: 5
Coding region: 58-429 (123 amino acids)
Biological process (GO): synaptonemal complex assembly
Cellular component (GO): central element
Source: RefSeq, a predicted model, not a curated record
GGCUGCCCUCUUCUUUCCCGCGCGUUUGCCGAGGUGGAGAGCUCUUGUCUACAGAAUAUGAUGGCAAGUCACCUUGUAAAAUCUGAUACUGGAAACUGCAAGAGACCAAGAGAGUUGGAGCCUCAAAUGCCAGAUAGUCUGCAACUGUCCUCUCUUGGAAAAUCAGAUUCCUCUUUCUCUGAAAGCUCUGGACUAUUUUAUAAAGAUGAAGCCCUGGAGAAAGAUUUGAAUGAUAUGAGCAAGGAAAUUAAUCUAAUGUUGUCUACAUAUGCAAAGAUCUUAAGUGAGAGAGCAGCAGUAGAUGCAUCUUAUAUUGAUGAGAUAGAUGGACUCUUCAAAGAAGCCAAUACUAUUGAAAACUUUCUGGUACAAAAAAGAGAGCUUCUGAAACAGAGGUUUACAGUGAUUGCAAACACAUUGCACAAAUAAAAUUGUGUACUUAAAAUAAGCUGAGAAUUUAAACCCAUUAUUGUUGUAAUGAAAGAAUGACAUAUAUGCUCCAAAAGUUGUUAAAGAAAAUGUGUACCUUAAACAUAAAAGGGGAAACUCCCUGACUUUCUUUUCUAGAUUUAAAGGGGUCUUUAAACUGUACACUGAUAUGGAAUAUGUAGGUUUUCUUUUGAGGGUCAAAUAUUUGGUGUAUUUUAUAAAAGUGUAAAUUAUUUAAAUUAUAUAUGAAUUCUUUUUUCUUUUUUUUCCUUAAAUGCCCUUGCCUUAAACUUCUAAAAGAGGACUUAAUGAGUUAAUUUGAUAAUGUUUAACAAUACUGUACAUUAAAAUAUAUUUUGUUUAAAUAGAAGAUAGCUUUGGAGAUAGUUUCGAAAUGUUUUUUGUGGUCAGUAUUAUGAAAAAUUACAACCUAAAGGUGAUUUGUCCAGUUUCUCAAUAUGUAAUGAACUAUAUGUGCUCUAUUUAAUAUUAUCAUUUGUUUUCAUUAUUAAUUUUACAUGAUUAAUAAAAGCUUUUCAUUUAUAAUUAUUUUC